This is a messenger RNA of Toxorhynchites rutilus septentrionalis, 1362 nucleotides long. RefSeq lists its product as uncharacterized. The transcript has a single exon. Lineage: Eukaryota; Metazoa; Arthropoda; Insecta; Diptera; Culicidae. Bases 1 to 1362 code for a protein of 453 amino acids. Gene Ontology annotation, molecular function: nucleic acid binding. The record is from RefSeq and is a predicted model, not a curated record. Gene Ontology annotation, biological process: DNA integration.
AUGCGGGCUCUCAGGUUUCCGCUAGAUCAGCUCCUGAAGGAUUCAUCAGCAUUUGUGUGGACGCGCGAGUGCCAGCAGGCGUUUGAAAAAUUCAAAAAAAUUUUGUCGUCAGAGCUGCUUUUAGCACAUUAUGACCCGAAGCAGGAAAUAAUUGUCUCGGCGGAUGCAUCUUCCGUCGGCAUUGGGGAAACAAUAAGUCACAAGUAUCCUAAUGGCCACGUUGCAUCUCAUGCAUCUCGUGCGCUUACACUGGUUGAACAGCGCUACUCGCAAAUUGCCCGGGAAGGAUUGGCAAUAAUUUACGCUGUUACCAAAUUCCACAAAUUUAUCUUUGGGAGACGGUUUCGGCUUCAAACCGACCAUGCACCGCUUCUCAGAAUUUUCGGGUCCAAAAAAGGGAUUCCGAUCUAUACAGCCAAUCGCCUUCAACAGUGGGUAUUAUCGUUGCUCUCCUACGAUUUUUCGAUCGAGUACAUUCAGAGUGACAAGUUCGGCAAUGCUGACGUUUUGUCCCGUCUUAUCGACCAACACACCAAACCGGAUGAGGACGUCAUAAUUGCAUGUACCACCUUGGAAGAAGAUUUGAGGUCAGUAGCAAUUGAUAGUACUAAUCAACUACCUCUCAGUUUUAGUAUGGUUGAAAAAGCAACGGCAUGUGAUCCGUUGCUUCGAAAAGUUCACCGCUUCAUCCGUGAGGGCUGGCCCAAAUCUAGGUCGGAAGUUAAAGAUUGGGAGAUGUAUCGGUUCUUCGAUCGCCAGGAAGCUCUGUCAGUCGUUCAAGGCAGCAUAAUGUUCGGCGACAGACUGGUAAUCCCGACUGCCUUCCGGAGGCGGUGCCUCAACCAACUACACAGGGGCCAUCCAGGCAUACAGCGUAUGAAGGCCAUCUCACGUAGCUUCGUGUACUGGCCGGGACUUGACGAAGAGAUUGUGAGCUUCGUUAAGGGUUGUCAUCACUGCGCAUCUGUAGCACGGUCCCCUCCGAAAGCGGAACCGGAGUCGUGGCAUUCCACAACGGCUCCUUGGCAGCGAGUCCAUGCAGACUACGCGGGCCCUCUGGACGGAGAAUAUUAUUUGCUAGUCAUCGAUGCGCACACCAAGUGGCCAGAGAUCUUCCCGACAAAACAAAUAACAUCGAAGGCCACGAUCAAUCUAAUGCGUACGUUGUUUGCAAACAAGGGCAUGCCGGAGAUUCUCGUGACCGAUAACGGAACGCAAUUUAAGAGUGCUGAGUUCAGUGAGUUUUGCUGCGAGAACGGAAUCCGGCACACAACAACGGCUCCAUUUCAUCCGCAAUCGAACGGCCAAGCUGAAAGAUUUGUGGAUACUUUCAAAAAAUUCAGGAGGGAGAAGGCUCGAUAA